Brachypodium distachyon (stiff brome) is the source of this 2727-nucleotide messenger RNA. Its product is annotated as U-box domain-containing protein 35. The coding region runs from base 256 to 2514 and encodes 752 amino acids. The record is from RefSeq and is a predicted model, not a curated record. Gene Ontology annotation, biological process: protein phosphorylation. Gene Ontology annotation, molecular function: ATP binding; protein kinase activity. The transcript is spliced from 4 exons. Lineage: Eukaryota; Viridiplantae; Streptophyta; Magnoliopsida; Poales; Poaceae.
CUGCAACAAGUAGAGGAGGGAGGAGAGGAGACCAGAAGGAGAUACAAAAAGGUUGGAGUCAAGGAAGGAAGGGAGCAGGAGGAAGAGGAGAGGCUCUCUCGCUCCCUCAACCUCUCUGCGUCUCUUGUUUUUCUUGGCCCCUCAGCAUACCCUGCACCAUCCAACUGGUCGGUGCAUCGCCCGGAGUUGAUUCCGGUAGUCGCGACAGGCGUACGUGCUCAACCCCCGGCCGGACUAUACAUCAGUCUGCAGGAAAUGAUGAUGUUCGGAGCUCCCCUGAGCCCCGAGGAGCCCCGGCUCACCUCGCCGCCGAGCCUGCACCAGGCGUCAUCGACCAUCGUUGUCGCCAUCGACCGGGACCGGAACAGCCAGCUGGCCAUGAAAUGGGUCGUCGAUCACCUCCUCAACAGCGCCGCUCACAUCAUUCUCCUCCACGUCGCCGCCCACCAUCCUGCAGCCAACCAUGGCUUUGCCAUGGCUGAGCCGACACCGGGCGCGCUGGAGGCUGAAAUGAAGGAGAUCUUUGUGCCCUUCAGAGGAUUCUGCGAUAAGAAUGGGGUGGAACAAUCGGAGGUGAUCCUGGAAGAGGCAGACGUCUCCAAGGCCAUCCUAGAGUACAUCACUGCAAACAAGAUCCAGAGCAUCGCGCUCGGCGCAUCCAACAGGAACGCGUUCACCAAGAAAUGGAAGAACCCUGACGUGCCGUCCAGCCUGAUGAAGGGCGCGCCGGACUACUGCAACAUCUACGUGGUGGCCAAGGGCAAGCCCGUCAACGUCAGGCUCGCCAAGUGUGGCGUGUCCACCGACGACAGCGACUUCGCCCUCGGCCCGACCUACUCCAGGAGGAGCUCCAGGAACCACCUGCCGCCGCCCAUGCCAGAGUCCCUCUCCUGCAGGCGCUCCAUCGACAGAAACAUCCCUGAGCUCACCACGCGGCCGCCGUUCCGUGAGCGCUCGUUGCCGGCGUCCGUCACCAAGCCACUCCUCCUCUGCGGGAGGGUCGACAGCACCGACGGGACCUACCGCUCCACGAGGCGCUCCGCCUCGCACGACUCCGUCGAUGUCGACCCCGACUUUGCGCAGGCGGUGCACUCCUCCUCCAUGGAUUUCAGCGAGAACCUCGACGCGCUCAACCUCAGCCCACGGGAGUCCUGCUCGCCUCUCUCCGGCGCCCAGCGCGAGGUGGAGGGGGAGAUGCGGCGCCUGCGGCUCGAGCUGAAGCAGACCAUGGACAUGUACAACGCGGCGUGCAAGGAGGCCAUCAGCGCGAAGCAGCGGGCCAGGGAGAUGCACCUGCUUAGCAUGGAGGAGGCGCGGCUGCUUGAGGAGUCAAGGCAGGCCGAGGAGGCCGCGCUGCAUCAGGCCGAGAUGGAGAAGCUCAAGUGCCGGGCCGCCAUGGAGGCCGCCGAGGCGGCGCAGCGCCUGGCCGACCUGGAGGCACAGCGCAGGCGCAACGCCGAGGUGCGCGCGCGCCGGGAGUCCGACGAGAAGGUGCGCGCCUUGGACGCCAUCUCCAGCCACGACUUCCGCUGCCGCAAGUACACCAUCGACGAGAUCGAGCUCGCCACGGAGCGCUUCGACGAGAAGCUCAAGAUCGGCGAGGGCGGCUACGGCCCGGUCUACAGCGCCAGCCUCGACCACACGCCCGUGGCCAUCAAGGUGCUCCGCCCUGACGCACAGCAAGGACGGAAGCAGUUCCAGCAGGAGGUGGAGGUGCUCAGCUGCAUCCGCCACCCAAACAUGGUGCUCCUCCUGGGCGCCUGCCCCGAGUACGGCUGCCUCGUGUACGAGUACAUGGAGAACGGCAGCCUGGAGGACCGCCUGUUCCGCCGCGGCGGCACGCCCCCGAUGCCCUGGAGCCAGCGGUUCAGGAUCUCGGCAGAGAUCGCCACGGCGCUGCUCUUCCUCCACCAGACCAGGCCCGAGCCGCUGGUGCACCGGGACCUGAAGCCCGCCAACAUCCUGCUGGACCGCAACUACGUCAGCAAGAUCAGCGACGUCGGGCUGGCGCGCCUCGUGCCGCCCGCCGUGGCCGAUAGCGUCACGCGGUACAGGCUCACGGCCACGGCCGGCACCUUCUGCUACAUCGACCCGGAGUACCAGCAGACGGGCAAGCUCGGCGUCAAGUCCGACAUCUACUCCCUCGGCGUGCUGCUGCUGCAGGUCAUCACGGCCAGGCCGCCGAUGGGGCUCACACACCACGUCGAGAAGGCCAUCGAGUCCGACACCUUCGCCCAGAUGCUCGACAUCACCGUCAAGGACUGGCCCGUCGAGGACGCGCUUGGCUUCGCCAAGCUCGCGCUCAAGUGCACGGAGAUGCGGAGGAGGGACCGCCCGGACCUCGGCACCGUCAUACUGCCGGAGCUCAACCGCCUCAGGAACCUCGGCAUUGCCUACGACCAGGUCCGUGCCGCCGCCGCGGCCACCGCCAACGUCAGCGACAGCAGCGCGCACGCCCAGGAGAUCAUCAGCUCGCACACGGUGGACGGGGCGUGGAGAACGGCUCAGAGCUAGCGUUGGCGCGCGAACGGCGCUCCGUCUAUACGCCGUGUCCCCCCUCAGUUAGAGAGUGAGCUUAAAUCACGAGAGGAGAGGGGCAUUGUCGCUGUCCACGUCAAUUUUGGUGUUAAAGUAAUUAAACUUGGUGUAUGUAGUUUGUCGCAUGCUCAACAGUAACAAGUUUGCAGUCCUGACUCUUAAUUUUUAAUUUUGAUGACAAAUUUUGUA